CCGCCGCCACUGCCACCACGACGGCGGCGCAGAGCUUCCCUCCGGCGGCUACGCAGAGACUCCCUGGCAGCGGCAUGGCGCCCCAGCGGCCUCAAGGUGCUCUCGGCGGCCCUCGCCCCGUGGGCCCCGCUGCCGCCCCCGCGCAGCGCCCGGGAGCGCCCGGCACUCCGCGUCCCGCGCUGGCCGGCGUGCCGCGGCCCCCGACGACCGCCUCCGCUCCGCGCACAGCCGCCCCUGCGGCGCAGCGGCCUUCGGGGCCGUCCGCCCUUCGCCCGGGCACGCCUGCCGCACAGCGCCCUCCCGGUGGCGCUGUGGCCCCGCGCCCCGGCACCCCCGGAGCCCAGCGGCCCUCGGGCAUGCCACCUUCCCCCGCAGGCGCGGCCGCGCCCACGCGCCCCGGUGCCCCCGCCGCGCAGCGACCGCCAGCCAGCGGCCCGCGGCCCGCAGGCGCGUCGCCCGCACAGCGCCCUCAGGGGCACGUGGCCUCACCCGGAGCGCAGCGGCCGCAGGGCGUUUCCCCGGGCAUGGCUACCAUGCAGCGUCCUGCCUCCGCCGCGGUGCGCCCCUCCGGCACGCCCGUGUCCACCAAGACGCCCAAUGGCACCGUCCACCCGCGGCCGCCGCCCCCGUCGUCGGGCGCGCAGACGCAGCGCUCGCACGUGGCGCAGGGCGCUACCAGACUCGCGGACGGCAGCGGGUCCCAGCGCCCGGCCGCCCCUGCGGCCUCCCCGCGUCCCGCCACGCCCAAGACGCCCUCGCACGACGGCUCGGCGCCCUCCCCGCAGCCGCCCGCCACGCCGCCGGCCUCACGCUCCACGCCCUCGCCCAGGACGCUGCCCGGCGCCGCGAUGUCGUUCGCCAGCACCGUCACCGCGUCGCCCGCGACCUCCACCUGCGCGCCUCAGCUGCAGGCUAAAGCCGGCCCGCCCACCUCCGUCAGCAGCGGCAGCAAGCAGGGCAUGGGCCGCCCCCCUGCCUCCAACGCCCAGGCCCGCACCCCGCACCCCGCCACCCACCCCAGUGCCAAAACCCCGCCCAACAAGACACCACAGCAGUCCCCAGCGGGCGUGAAAGGCUCGCCCAAGUCGCCCGGGCGAGGGCGCGGGGGCGGCGCGGGGUCGCCCACCAUCCUGAGCAUCGCUCAAAACUUGGCCAAGCAGCAGCAGCAACAACAACAAUUACAACAGCAACAGCAGCAGCAACAGCAACAACAACAACAACAACAACAACAACAACAACAACAACAACAACAACAACAACAACAACAACAACAACAACAACAGAUGCAGCAGCGCAGCUCGACGCCCACCACGCCCACCAGCACCAUGCUCACCCCCGUCAGCACCGUGGGCGUCCCGAGCAGCCAGGUGAACAGCCAGCAGGCGUACGGCGCUGCCGCGGCGCCCGGGGGAAACAUGUACCCCGGCAGCGUGGGCGGCGGGUUCAUGUCCCCGGCGCUGGCGGCGGCGGCGUACAUGGCGUCGGCGUACGGCGACCCGUCGACGCUGAACGACGUAGCGGCCAUGACCAAUCUGAUCACGCUGAGCCAGGCGGCCGCCCGCAUCCGCGAGUUCAACCUGGCCAACAUGGUUUCGGAGACGCUGCCGCGGCCGCUGGAGCCCACGCCCAUCGACCUGUCGCCCACGUCGAAGGCCGCGCCGCAGACGCCGCUCACCAACGGGCGCGCGCACAAGACCACCGCCCACUCGGGUUCGGGCACCAAGAGCACGUCGCUCAUCACCAAGUCGCCUUCAUCCAAAACCAGCCGCGUCAGCGCCGUCGCCAGCCCCGCCGCGCCCACGAUCUCGUCCCCCACGCCCGAGGUCACCAUCACCAAGCUCCCCAGCACGUCCGGCGGCGCCACCAGCAGCAGCUCGUCCACGCCCGCGUCCGCCGCGCCAGGGAAGGGCGUCUCCGUGCCCGGCCUGGUCAAGCUGGGCGGCGGCAACACCAACACCGUGUCCAUCACCAAGCGGCCGGCCUCCAGCAGCCGCAUCGUGGCCAAGUCCCCCGCCAACGCCUCCGUCAGGCAGAUCCCGAACCCGUCCUUCGUGCGCCACCAGUCCGAGGCGAGGAACAACAACAACCACCCCAAGACGGCCUCCUCCGCCGCCGCCACCUCCUCGGCCUCCUUCGUCAAGGCUGGAAUCAACUCGUCCAAGGCGUACACGAUGGGCAAGCAGGUCGGCCCGGGGGCGGGCAAGCAGGGCGGCCAUGGGACGGGCAACUCGCCCCUGAAGGACAUGGGCCCCCUGCCGGACACGUCGUCGUCCAUCCUGAAGAUGGAGCACCUGACGCGGUCGCUGGCCGCCGCGCCCGCCUCCGCCGCCCCCUCGGCCAGGCUCUUCGACUCGAGAUAGGGAAGGGCGGCGCUAGAGUUUUACAGAAGGUGCGAGGAGGAAUAGCGAGUGAUAACCGGUGGACGAAGAGAGGAUGGGAAGGGGGCGGGGAGACUGCGCGUUUGUGGCCAGUGCCAGCCCGCCCGUGCCCUUGGGCGCAGAGUCGACUUAUGCAACGAUAGAAACACAGAGCGCGAGUGCCUGCAUGUAGCCCUAUGAACGUUGUUACGCGAAAGAGCGCAUGGCGGUGUUCCGGCAAGAGUGCGGAGCGAAUGCAAAGAGAAAGAAAGGUGAAUUCUUAUCCCGUCUUGGACUUUAUCACCAAGGCCUCAGAUUCAGUGCCACAUCCCAGUGCCUUCCUCAUGCAGCGAGUGAUGUCGAAUGGACCUUCGUGCGGGACUAACACAAUACGAAUUACUACUACGUUUACUCUAUAUCCAAAACUCUUUACGUGAUCUACUAACGGAGUAGUGAGAGGACCCUGUAUACUCUUUUUUUUUUCUUUGAAUUCGUGCAAGGAAAGUGAUGUGGAUUUAUGGUGUUGUUGGAGAAACGGAGAAAGGAGACGGAAAUUUGUGUUUGUAGGAAAUUACCCACUAAGAAUUGGUAUUUAUUAUCAUUUAUGUUUUAUUAUCUUGUAGAAAAGGAGAGUUGGUGAUAAUUAUGCCACACCACGCUAAAGGUUUCUAACACAGACAGACGUGUGGUGAGGUGUGGCGACGAAGAAAUAAGAAAAAGUUGAUUCAUUUUAAAUGUGAAAUGUGUGUGAUAAAAGUAGACAAAAGGAAUGGAACACAAAGUUCAGAGAAAAAAAGAAAGAAAAGAAAAAAAAAAGAUAUUUGAAGAAAGAAAGAAGGGGAAAAAUUUUACCUAUCGAGAUUUAAGGUAGAUGAUGAUAUCUUCCCAAAAUUUGUGAAACACUCCGACACAUAUCUGAGAAAAUGCUGUGAAAAAAAACAACCUUAAAGAAACUAAAUUCUUUGCGCUCAUGCAUAUCAUUAUCAUCAGUUUACGUUGGAGCCAAAAAGGAUAGUCACGUUUUUAUUUAUUUUCUUUUUUUCUACUUCUUCUGUUUCUAGAAGUUAACAAACUAUGGAGUGCGCUGUUGAAGUAGCACAGAAAGAUUAAAUUUAUAUAUAUAUAUAUUUUUCACUUUGAUUUAAAGGCAAAUGUGAUUGAUAACAACCCCCCACCCCCAACCCCGAUCCUCCUUCCUCUCACAGACCCACGCAUGUAAAACACAUUGUUUUUAAGUCGUGUGUCCAACCAGUAAACAAAUACAAACAAUAUAAACCUGUAUCUUAAGUUAUAGAGAAAGGCUUUAUGAGCUGGAUCCUCAGGUGAGAUUAUAAAUUGGAUCCACAAGUUACUUUGUAGAUUGGAUCCUCUAUUGAUCUAUAAAUUGGGUCCUCAGGUGGUUUAUAGAUUAGCCCCCCAAGUGGCUUUAUAAAAUGGGCCCUCAAGUGAUUUUAUAGAUUGGGCCCCCAAGUGACUUUACAAAAUGGGCCCUCAAGUGACUUUACAAACUGGACCUUCAAGUGGCUUUAUAAAUUGGGGCCCCCCAAGUGAUUUUAUAAAUUGGGCCUCACAGAUGACCAGUUCGGUGUUCCUUAGUCAAUAUUCUCCCCCCUCUUUUUUGUAUAAUAGAUUUCCAGAUGCCUUCUUAACUGGGGGUCUUAAUUGUCUGUAAAUAGAUAUGCUGUAUAUGUGUUUUGGUUAGACUUUUUUUUGGGUGAAUUUGAGGGGGGUAGGGGAUGAGAUUUACGAAAUGGGUGUUUGAGGAGCGUUAAAGGGGGAAAGAAACCAAAUAUUAUUGUAUAUAUGGAGGGAUUUGUAGAUAAUUUUAAUAAAAUACACGAAUUAUAGUACA
Penaeus monodon (black tiger shrimp) is the source of this 4209-nucleotide messenger RNA. RefSeq names its product translation initiation factor IF-2-like. NCBI's taxonomy places the organism in Eukaryota, Metazoa, Arthropoda, Malacostraca, Decapoda, Penaeidae. Bases 75 to 2360 code for a protein of 761 amino acids. The record is from RefSeq and is a predicted model, not a curated record. The transcript has a single exon.